Peromyscus maniculatus bairdii (prairie deer mouse) is the source of this 3522-nucleotide messenger RNA. RefSeq names its product small integral membrane protein 34 (gene Smim34). The record is from RefSeq and is a predicted model, not a curated record. Lineage: Eukaryota; Metazoa; Chordata; Mammalia; Rodentia; Cricetidae.
GUAUGGCAAAGUUAUAUCACGCUAGAGGUGGGAUUACGACCGGUUAUUGUUGACAUAAGGAGAUGUGAUUAUGUGUCAAGCUGACAAGGUUUGGACUUGUGAUGGCUAACAUUGGCUGUCAACGUAACUGAAGUCCAAUCUGCCUGACACUCACUCCUCAAGGGUUUUCAAGACUCACCCUGAGUCUGGGCCACACCUUCUGGUAGUAGCCGGUAAGAAUACGUAGAAAAGGAACACUUUGGUUUUUGCCUGCUUGCCUUCACACUCGUUGGUGAGUUCACCUACCCUAUUGCUGGGGCACUUCAUCACCAAUAUCAGAACCAACUUCUUUGGGCUUCCAAAGUAAGCUGAAGACCAGCAGCUCUCCAGCAAUUCUCCAGGCCCUCGGUGCCAGAUCAGGGCUGACCUGAACAACUACCAGAAUCUUGGCCUCUCCGGUGGGAGGCAGCCAUUGCUGGACUGCCCGGACCACAACCUGUGAGCCAAUCUAGUGAAACCCCUUUUACUGCAUGUACUCUAUCAGUUGUUCCCUAGAGAACCCUGGCCAGCACACUCCCCAGCUUCUCCCAGGGGGGCCCCACCUGCUGUCCUGGGGGCCUGCCCCUUCCUGCUGCCUGUCUUCAUCCAGGACACGGUCAGAGAGGAAGCCGGUGACUCUUGGCCAUGGAUCUUCCUGUCCCUGGGACAAUGGGCCUCUGCUAAACUUGGGCACUGGCCACACCUGCCGCAGGUGCAGAACAGGGCAAUGCCGGAAUCAUCCGGGUUCAGAGCUGGCCAUCCGGUCCCAGAGAGAACACCCUGGCACCACAGGCUUCCCAUGUGCCCUGCGGAGGGCUACAGGCUUCCCAGAACCUGCAUUUAAAAAGGCAAGUCCUUUGAUUGGGACCUUUCUAACAAGCCACAGCCGGGCGGCGCUGCCUCUCGUGGGCACGGAGGACUCCCUCAGAACCUCUCAUCAGUUCAAGAAGAGAAGCCUCCCACGUGCAGUGGGCUGUUUUGCUUGGGAUUGCUCCGCAGUGUUUGGGGUGCAGCCUGGGCACACUGGGGCCGUGAUGUGCAGGACAGAGCCCUGUUGUCACCCCAUCCCCUCUGUGGCAGCCCCUUGAACUUGCCUCCUGAGAGUCAAGGCCGAGAGCAGCUCAUGGACGUGAUCAGGUGGAAACCCCAGGAAACCUUCAACCAGACCCAGGCCAGCUCCCUCCUGCGUGACCCUGUGGAGGAAAGGAACGGCACCAAUUGUACCAGGACCCUGAGGCUGCCAGAUGCGACCAGUGCCGCCUGGUACAUCCUCACCAUCAUCGGCAUCUUUGGUGUGAUCUUCGUCUUCCAGCUGGCCAGCAACAUCCUCAGGAAGACUGAGAGGCCCUUGGAGGACGUUUAUUAUUCCAACUUAACUUCUGAACUCAAAAGGGAAGGGUUUCAGAGCAAGGUGGCUGAGUGCUCACUGAUCAUCAGCAAUACAGCAGCCCUCCAGCCUCAUCAAGAUGGCCUGGACCCAAGAGGGGAAGAAGACGGGAUCCACAUGGGAACCCAGGGGGUCCCCUGAAAGCCAAGGCCGACAGACCACCAUUGGAGGCCUCAGCUGUUUUACAGGUAGAGAAGUUUGGGGUCUGCCGGGGAUCUUGAGAAAGGAACUGAGCCCUGGAUUAGGGCACGGUGAGCGUCUCUGGCCAUGGACACUUCUGAGUGUGAACAGUCACCAGCAGCUUAUAUCUUAGUUUUUCUGGUCUAAGAAGAAGGAACAAUAGAAGCCAUAGGUCAGAGGGGGACUCAGGGUUCUCGGGGUGAUUCAGGAUACUCCUGAGGGCAAAGGGGGGGGGCUUCUUGUCAUGGGAUGAAGGCUGAACGUGGAGUCAAAUGCUUGGGAUUAACAAUCAACUUCUAGGGGUCGUAUACAUUUCUGAGUGGCAGUUGAUCACCUGGAACAUGUAGGAGUUGGAAUUGUCACCAAUGGUGACUUUGUUUUAAAGACUUACUCCAUUGACUUUAGGACCAAAGUUGUUCGUAGCAGAAGCUAAUCAGUCAGUCUUCAUUUUCUCUGGAAGAGUGGGCGCACUGAACAAAGAAUUAAUUUUGGACUCAGGAACUCCAGACUCUGGUCUUUGACGUCUGAGGACCUAUGACUGAACUUCUCCGAAACUUAGUUUACGGUCACCUGAGGAGGAUGGUGCCAGGGCUGCCAGCCUUGCCACAGAGGCAGGCGCUAGGGAGAUCCUGCAUGGGAUGAUGUUUCGAAAUGCAAAAUGCACACAGAGAGGCGUGUUGUGGUGGAGGAGAUGAUGGUGGAGACGGCGGUGGACAUGGCGGUGGAGACGGCGGUGGACACCAAAUGGGCAGAGCCAGUGCUCUGGUUGGCGGCAGCAGCGAUGGCAAUGAUGGUGUUGAUGGUUUUAGUACUCGGGGUUUCUCAGAAUUCACCAAGUCCCCUUUUACCUCUUGGAUUAGGUUCUAGUUAGCACUCAGAUGAACUUAAUUACUGCAUUUCCGUACAUCACUAUACUAUGUUCUCACUGAUGCCCUCCCAGCCCCUGCUCUUCUCUACUGACCCCUUCCUGUUUCCAAAUGGUGUCCCUUUCAUGUCACACAUUGUCACCUUCUCUUGCUCCCUUUAGACCUCUGCAUCCUCCCUCAUAGUUUUCUAUUUUCCUGUGUGUAAAUGCACGUACACACAACCCCCCUGCACACAUGUAUAAUUCAAUCUAUCUCUACACAGAUCUCUCUCUCUCUCUCUCUCUCUCUCUCUCUCUCUAUAUAUAUAUAUAUAUAUAUAUAUAUAUAUAUAUGUAAAGAUAUCUGUGGUGUAUUUGUACACACACACACACACACACACACACACACACACACACACACACACACCUUCUCAGAGGAGUAGUGGGGAGGCCGGCAACCCUGGCCAGCAGUUAGGGGUGUGAUGGAGCGGAGAGUUGCAGAGGUUCCCUCCAAGAGCAUCGCAGGGCCCCGGCCUUGAAUAAAUGCCUACAGAGCAAGGAGUCAGAGCAGAUCACAUUUCUCUGUGUAGUUCAUAGCAUAUGGACACCUGGUCAACCAGACUCUCCCAAGCCUGGCAGGGUAACAACACUGUGGGACUGCCGAGACUCUUGUGCAAGAUAUGGACUCUGUGAGGAGAGCACACAUGAGAUACAUACAAAUUACAACAGGAUUAAGAGAGCUGAUUGGUGUACCAUAGGACAGGUCAAAAAAAGAUACACAUGUCUACAUUCAUACUGUAAGUAGACACUCCUGACACUCCUGAAAACUCAAUACAGUGAAAGCAGUCAGUAAUGGUCAUCUGUCAAGCCUGCCAAACCAUGUGCGCACAAAGCCUGGACCUCUUUGGAGAAUAUUAACACUGUCACUUGUCAGGAGGGAGCUGUCUGAGCCACAGCUGUAUCCCUCCUGGCUCGUAAAACGUGUCAUCACCUUCCACACAAGCGACCACCAGUUUGUUGAGGCGUGGACCAGUCUCAUCAGUACAUAGGCAGCAGGGAGCUGCCUUCUCUCCAAGCCUGGUGGGUAAUUUGU